UAUAAAUACAGGGCCAUGGAGACACACUGGAGUAAUCCCACUGUAUGCAGCCUCAGACUCCUGCUCACAAAAGCCACAAACCGAGACAGACUCAAACACACAGUCUGUUUGGUGUGUGUAGGGUCUGGCUCCAGGGCUUCCCUUGUGCUCCCAUGCGGAGAGGACCCCCCAGGGGAGCUGACGCCAGCUGAGACUGAAAAACAAGGGUCUAAGAUCCGUUGCAUCAUGGUGGAGGAGAAGCUGGAGACGGAUGGCCCCAGGUCUUCUAUGCCGGCUGAGCUCCACCAUCCCCAGUCUCAGUACUCCCAGUGGAAGUUUAAACUGUUUAGGGUGAGGUCCAUGGAGAAGGUCCCUAUGCCCAGUGAGAUACAGCCUGAGAAAGAUGUCUCAUUAGAGAACUCACCUCCUGCAGUUUCAAAAAUAGAGUUAGAUAAUGGUGGGGGUCCAGGGAGUGUUAUGAAAUUGUGCCUUGGGGGGAAAAGCAAGGAAAAUGUGGAGGGCCCAGGUCGAAGGGUAGAUGAGAAGCUGGAGGAAAUGGAAACUCACAUGAACCACCUCAGGUGUCUCUGUCGUCUCUGUGGAAUCGCCUUGAGGAAAGUUAAAGGACCAGUGCAUGAAGUUCAUGGGGAUCUGGAUGAUGCAACUAAAGGUGCCCUGCGUAGAAUGGGCUGCAAGUUUACGGGCUGGCCAGAGGUCAUCCUCAAAGUCUUCAAAGUGGACGUGACCGAGGACACUGAAUCUGUUCACCCCCUUUCCCUCUGCCAUUGCUGCUGGAAGGUUGCCAUACGAGGAGGCGGUGUCUGCAGCCUCUCCAGAACAAGAGUUCCCGAGUGGAAACCCCACUCCUCCCUCUGCCACCUUUGCUCCCCCAAGAAAUGUUCAUUCCAGCGGACUGGGAGGAAGAGGAGGAGGAAGACCAUUCCCAGAGCCCAGAGCCUGGCUAAAAGGAGCAGGUGGGAGCACGUCGACCAUAUUGCUGUUGGAGAGAGGAGGAUUCUGGGAUCAGUCGGAGACCGUCAUCAUGGCCCUGUGCUCAGGGGCUGGAGGAAACCCAGCAUCCAGAGAGAGCAAUGGGUGAGGAACAUCACCCGCUGCCAGAAAGACCACCUGAGCACUAAGCUGAUCUCCGAGAAGCUCCCUGUGGACUUCCUGUUUUCUUUUGCCUGCCUGGUGUGUGACCACCUGCUCUUUGAUCCGGUUCAGUCUCCCUGUGGACACCUCUUCUGCCGCAGUUGUAUUAUCAAAUAUAACCACGUUCUGGGACCUCAGUGCCCCGCCUGCAACUUGCCCUGUGCCCCUGCUGAGCUCACCCCGCCUGCCAAAGCCUUUUUAUCAGCUCUGCAUUCUCUGCCUCUGCUUUGCCCCAGAGGUGGCUGUGGCGAGCAUGUAAGGCUAGACUCAUUUAAAACUCACUGUCUGGACCAUGAGCUGAAUGAGAAGGAUGCAAACAAGCAGUCAUCAGAACUUAAUAAAUACCUGCUCGCCAAUAAAGGCGGAAGGCCCCGUCAACACUUGCUGUCACUGACUCGUCGUGCUCAGAAGCAUCGGCUGAGGGAUCUGAAGAACCAGGUGAGGGUGUUUGCAGACAAAGAGGAAGGUGGCGACCUGAAGUCUGUGUGUCUAACCCUGUUCCUGCUUGCACUGAGAUCUGGAAAUGAACACCGGCAAGCAGAUGAGCUUGAGGCCCUGAUGCAAGGCAGAGGUUUUGGGUUGCAUCCUGCAGUCUGCUUGGCUAUUCGGGUGAACACUUUCCUGAGCUGCAGCCAGUAUCACAAGAUGUACAGGACUGUCAAAGCUACCAGUGGCCGCCAGAUCUUUCAGCCCCUGCACAGCCUCCGUGCCGCAGAGAAGGAGCUUCUCCCCGGCUUUCACCAGUUUGAAUGGCAGCCAGCUCUAAAAAAUGUGUCUACAUCUUGGAAUGUUGGCAUCAUUAAUGGGCUCUCGGGAUGGGCUUCCUCAGUGGAUGACUCCCUAGCUGAGACCAUCACUCGGCGGUUUCGCUAUGAUGUGGCACUGGUGUCGGCAUUAAAGGAUAUGGAGGAGGACAUCAUGGAGGGGCUGAGGGACAUUGGGAUGGAAGACAGUGCUUGCACCUCUGGUUUUAGUGUCAUGAUCAAGGAAUGUUGUGACGGCAUGGGCGAUGUCAGCGAGAAGCACGGCGGAGGACCAGCUGUUCCUGAGAAGGCUGUGCGUUUCUCGUUCACUGUUAUGUCUGUCUCUGUCCUGGCCGAUGAUGAUGGGGGGGAGGUCACCAUCUUCACAGAGCCUAAGCCAAACUCAGAACUGUCCUGCAAACCCCUUUGCCUGAUGUUUGUGGAUGAGUCAGACCAUGAGACACUCACAGCUGUGCUGGGGCCCAUAGUUGCAGAGCGCAAAGCAAUGAAAGAGAGUAGGCUCAUCCUUUCCAUUGGUGGUCUUCCUCGCUUUUUUCGCUUCCACUUCAGAGGCACGGGAUACGAUGAGAAGAUGGUACGAGAGAUGGAAGGCCUCGAGGCCUCGGGGUCUACUUAUGUCUGCACUCUGUGUGACUCCACUCGUGCAGAGGCAUCUCAGAACAUGGUGCUACACUCGGUCACCCGGUGUCAUGAAGAAAACCUUGACCGUUAUGAAAUAUGGAGAACCAACCCCUUCUCUGAGUCUGUAGAUGAGCUACGAGACAGAGUCAAAGGUGUCUCUGCCAAGCCCUUCCUGGAGACUCAGCCCACCUUAGAUGCAUUACACUGUGAAAUUGGCAAUGCCACUGAGUUCUACAAAAUCUUCCAGGACGAGAUUGGGGAGUUGUACCAGAAGGUCAACCCCAGCCGGGAGGAACGGCGCAGCUGGAGGGCAGCCCUAGAUAAACAGCUGAGGCAGAAGUUGAAGCUUAAACCGGUAAUGAGGAUGAAUGGGAACUAUGCACGCAGGUUAAUGACCCUGGAGACCGUGGAGGUGGUGUGUGACCUGGUGCCCUCAGAGGAGAGGAGGGAGGCCCUGAGGGAGCUUAUGAGGCUCUACCUCCAGAUGAAGCCCGUGUGGCGCGCCACCUGCCCAGCCAAGGAAUGCCCUGACCAGGUGUGCCGCUACAGCUUCAACUCCCAGCACUUUGCCGACCUUCUCUCCUCCACCUUCAAAUAUAGGUACAACGGAAAGAUAACCAAUUACCUUCACAAGACCCUCGCCCAUGUGCCCGAAAUCAUAGAGAAAGAAGGAUCUAUAGGAGCCUGGGCCAGUGAGGGAAAUGAGUCAGCAAACAAGCUGUUCAGGCGUUUCCGUAAGAUGAAUGCACGCCAGUCGAAGGUCUUUGAGCUGGAGGACGUGUUGAAACAUCACUGGCUCUACACCUCCAAGUACUUGCAAAAGUUUAUGGAGGCCCACAAGGACUCGGCCAAAGCUCUGCAAGCUUCCAUUGACCCAGUAGAGAUGCCGGAUGAUGAGAACAUGUCCGUGGAAGUUAAUGCUGUUUGAUUUGUCUUUUAUCGUAACCCCCAAGUAUUGGCAUUCUAUUGAUUUGUGAGAGUUGUAUAAUCUGUUAAUCGCCUCUAUCAUUAUUAUCAAUUUGGAAUUGACUUUAUUUUAUUUUCUAGAUUUUUCAGAAAAUACAUUUUCAUUGAAUAAAAUUUGAAAUUGAAUAGAGUCAUUUACAGAACAUCAUGGAAAGAAAUGAUAUUCUCACUUCCCACUUUUAAAGGUGUCUUUUACUUAUUAUGAAUGUUUUGAUUUUCGUUAUUUUUGAAAGGUAUUGCCUACUUUCCUUGCCGUUGGUUUGUUAGCAAAGAUGGAGCAUCAGCGGACUAUAGAAAUAACACAGGUUUCUUUUUGCUCGCUUUGAGCAGGAAACGUCUUGUCUUUAUCCUCACUGUCUGUGAAACAUGGUUCCGUUUAUUGUAUUUCACGGGUAUGAUACAUUAUGAAUUUAUAUGGUAAGGAUAUUUAUGGAAACAGAUGAAAGUGCUGUAAGUCAUGGAGGGGAAUUGUGUUAAAAAGACCACAUUUGUGGCCACUGUAUUAAUAUAUCAUUUGAGCUGGAGCACAAUGCAAUCACAGAGACCCAAAUGUUCUUUGUUUCAUGAGUGCCCUCUGAAAAAGAUUACUUUAGUGCUUUAUCAUGGGAUCCCGGAGGGGCGGAAUAGAUGCCAGGUCACUUUGAACCAAUUUUUUAUCUCUUAGCUUUCGCACAGAGGAGGACAGAUAAUACUUAAACGAAUUCUUCCCAUAAAAUAAAGCAUAUACUGACCUUUUUGUUGAUAUCAUAAAAAUACAGUACGGUCCAUUACAGAGCCUAAUACCCCAUGGAUUCUCUAGCAGGCAGGGAUUUUUCUUGAAUUUGGUUCAUAACCUGUCUCUUUUUUUUUCUGCUGAUAUUUCUUCUUUGCCACGGUUGACAGAGGAGAGGGAUGUGCUGGAGCCAGAGGAACCUGAUUUAAACUGAUUUGUUGGCAACUUUAUUUGUUUGAUUGAUUGAUUAUAUUGUCUUUUUCUGCCCUCACCAUUUGGAAUUGUGACAGGCAAUUUUGUUUUCUUAUUUGAUUGAAUGUUUUAUUUUAUUUUACUGUCCUAGGUUUAACCGAGUGACAGCUGUGAAAUAUUCACAUCUCAUUGGAUAGUUGUCAGACUUGUACUGUAGCAUCAUAUUUUGACUGAAUUAUAUUGCCACUUGUCACAUAUUUGCUUUUGGCUGUAAUGAAUUGUAUUUCUAAAGUAGCGGAUGAUGGAUGAUACAUAAAGUUCUGUGUGUUCACUUUUUGCCAUGUGCUUCAUUUUGUUUUUCCAUACUACACUAAAUAUCAGUACUGUUUUCUGGGGUUGCAGAACUUUUUCAGUGGAGGUUUAUUUUACAUAAUGGUUCAGUGUUACACUGAUGGUCCACUACUUUUUCCAUAUGUGUUUGGUUUUAGAGUCUGUACUGUAUUCACAUAUUGUAGUAGUAUUGUAAUAUUUUCACUGAACCACACAAUUUACCAUCCUUUUUGAUGAAUCACCAUUGUGGAGGAGUUUUUCUUUUUAAUUACUCCUUUAUCUUUUAUUCUGUUUGUCCAACAAAAAUAAAUAAAGACAUGAUGUGAA
This is a messenger RNA of Scophthalmus maximus (turbot), 5043 nucleotides long. It is a transcript of the gene rag1, whose product is annotated as recombination activating 1. Lineage: Eukaryota; Metazoa; Chordata; Actinopteri; Pleuronectiformes; Scophthalmidae. Gene Ontology annotation, cellular component: DNA recombinase complex; endodeoxyribonuclease complex; nucleus. The record is from RefSeq and is a predicted model, not a curated record. The transcript has 4 exons. Bases 16 to 3444 code for a protein of 1142 amino acids. Gene Ontology annotation, biological process: adaptive immune response; pre-B cell allelic exclusion; V(D)J recombination. Gene Ontology annotation, molecular function: metal ion binding; ubiquitin protein ligase activity; sequence-specific DNA binding.